AUGCAAUCCCAUCCCUCUCCAACUUACCUGUACUUUCCAGACAAGAACAAAGUCCUGAGGAUUCUUCAGCUGCCGCACCCAUUUGUCGGAUUCACAGAGUCCUUUCGUCUGAUAGGAUAUCUUGCGAAUGCCAACCGGGAGCUCUCGCCCCUCUACCGUGCAGAGCAUGCAUUGAUAAAUUCAGAACACGACAUUCUGGAUAUCGUAGGCAUACUGGCUAUUCCAAACCACGAUAGAAUAGUGUUUUCUGAAGUGUAUGAAAAGAAGAUGACCGGUGACGGCGAUUUCAUGCGAUCAAUCGACAGCGGACUUUGUCGCCCAAAUGUACUAGGGUUUACUAGUAUUGUGUGGCUCCUUAGCAUGUUGCAUGAUCAUUCCAUCCGCUUCCAUGUGGCACCAUUCCCAGAUGGAUUCUCGCCCCGUGGGUCUCUAGCCGCUAUUGAGGCUGCACCUCUACAUGACUUCAUGUUCCCUGCCCCUCGCGCUGCCAUUGAGGUUACACCUCUUAUAUAUCAAUUCCCGCCUCCUGUUACUCUCGCUGCCAUCGAGGCCGCACCUGUCGCAUACGAACUCGAGGCUGCGCCUUUUCAACAGUCAAUCUCUCCCCCUCCUGCUGAUGGCAAGUGUGGAUCUGCUCUUUUUUUACCUGACACUUCAUCAAACGGACAAAGUUGGUCUGCCAAUUUUGAUUACGAUUUCACAACUAUCACUGGGUCUGAAGGGUACCCGGACAAUUCGAUGUUCGACGAUUACCAAAUGGCUUUCAAUGCGUCUGUUGUAUAUGCCGACCAGACCCCCAUUACUCCAACGAUUGUGCUCCACGACCGGCUCAUCUGGAAAGAUUUGGAUGCACCCCUCCAUCCCAACUUCCGAACAGCCAUCACCGAAGCGCUGAAAAACACUCCCUGGAACCGCCCAAUAUUUUUGACGAAGUGUCUCUACCUUGGAAGCCUUUGGGUCGGACUACAAAACCCUUGGAACCUUCCUGACCAACAAUACAGACGGCUCAUCACCAGCUGCUUUUUAACGGCGAUAGCUCUCAGCGGAACAACAAUGGAUGAAUUACAUGAUAAACUGGUGACAGUGGCAAAGGGUGGCAUGGAACCGGCGACCAUUGGAUGGGAGACCCUUCGCUUCACUUUCUCGAAUCACAUUGUGAACAGAACUUCGGAAAUGCGCAAAGUCGUCCGGGGAUGCAUUCAUACACCAACAGGAUUUUCAGGAAGUCAAAAUCAGGAGAAGAGGGAAAGAGUCAAUUACUUUUUUGCGCUUCUCGACUCGGACAAUCAGGAACUUGUGCAACAAGGUAUAGCAGAAUUGGUACAACUUCAUAUGUUCCAAGAACUCGUAUGGAUAUCGCUGUUGCGACCCAUAGUCGGCUUGGCCCAGAACAAGAAUGAGAAUGGGAGAAUUGCGGAUCUAUUCCCUGAAGAAGUGCGAGACCACAAUGGUCUUGCAAAAGGCGUAGUGGGGACUCUAGUAACCAUUAUAUACCACACAUUUCAUAUCUGGCGCUCGCCGAAGACGCAGGGUCGCAGACUGGAUCUCAUGUAUGAUUUCUUCAUGGUUAGUCUGAUCAAGAUGUAUGCCAACCUGGACUCUUUUCCUGAGUUCAAGGAGGCGGUGAGAAAGUUGCCUUUUUUACGCGAAGUGAACGUCUUCCCGAUGGAACCCAAGAGCCUAAGACCGAGAACUCGCAUGAACGAGACAACACCGUUAUAUGAAGAUCUUGAGCCCAUCACCGAAAUGGUCCACAAUCUCACCACUCUUCCAAACGCAGAAUUCACUAAUGACAUGAUCAUUAAGGAUGAGGCCUUGAGCGCUCUACAAAACCAGAUCUCAAAGAUGUCUCAUAUGGUACACACAGCAUGUAUGGGACCGUUACCCGUAAGAGACGGAAAAGUUUUGCGACCCGAUCUAUUUCAACCUCAGAACGUCGUUGCGCCUCACUCGCUGGCAGGAAUCAAAAACAGUUUCAUCCUCGCCGUUAGUAAAGUGAAAUCAGCGCUUCGGUACAUCAUGAUAAUUGUCACCAUUCGCGCGAUAAUCGACUGA
Molecule: messenger RNA, 2055 nt
Organism: Suillus fuscotomentosus
Lineage: Eukaryota; Fungi; Basidiomycota; Agaricomycetes; Boletales; Suillaceae
Exons: 16
Coding region: 1-2055 (684 amino acids)
Source: RefSeq, a predicted model, not a curated record